AUGAUGAGGAUCCUCAUUUUUGUACUCGUAUUUUUGAUUCAUCUUCAACUGGUCACAAGUUUGAGCCCUCAAAAAGCUUGCGAAGGAUUCCUGUUGGAUUGGUGGAAAUAUAUGAGCUCGCGUGACCUUCGCAUACUUCAUGCAAAUUUUAAAGAACACCAUGAAAAUGGAUGGCCAACUACAAGUAAUCAACGUUUUUUUCAAAAAUUCAGCUACAAAACUCUUGAUUUUCAGAAUGGACUAAGAAGGCCAUCAUGGAAGGCAAAUAUUCCGGAUGGAGAAAAACGUACGAGGAAGCUUUGGCGAACGGAGAUAGUUUUUGGGAAAUAUUUUGGGGUUAUAAUAUUGCUCAAUUUACUGUGGAUGGUCUUUUGGAGUGGAAGAACUUUGAGAAUCGCAAACUUUCCCGUCGAUGUUUUAUGAUUGAAGACGCAUCUAUGCCAGGAGGUUAUAAAGUGUUGAAAUGCACGCUUUAUACAGUUUAG
Molecule: messenger RNA, 485 nt
Organism: Caenorhabditis angaria
Lineage: Eukaryota; Metazoa; Nematoda; Chromadorea; Rhabditida; Rhabditidae
Source: the annotation of a GenBank genome assembly